Molecule: messenger RNA, 1014 nt
Organism: Arachis ipaensis
Lineage: Eukaryota; Viridiplantae; Streptophyta; Magnoliopsida; Fabales; Fabaceae
Product: RING-H2 finger protein ATL33
Biological process (GO): protein ubiquitination
Source: RefSeq, a predicted model, not a curated record
UAUUGGACACUAAAAAAAUACAGUCCUAAGAAACAAACACCGCCAUCCACAAAGAGCAAUCACUGUCAUCACCCUAACAAAUGAAGUAGACAAACUUCUCCAAUUCCCAACCACUUUUUACUCAAAAAUUAUCACAGGAAGACCAAAACCUAAAUAAAUAAAUAAGUAACAAUCAAAACCAAAUACAACCUAAAGCAUAACCACAUAAUAAUAAUUCUUACUAUUAUUAGUCACACUACUACUCACUUAUCUUCUUGAACCCCAAUCAUGGACAAGCCAACCACCACCACCACCACCACCACUCACACUCUAUCACCGUCUCUGUCGCCACCACCAAUGGUCACACUCCCCGCCAUAAUCUACACCUUUAUCUUCGCCUACGGCUGCCCGUCUUGCCGCCGGCAACCAGAGCGAAAUUCCGGGGAGCAUUCCAGUGAGUCCCGCGACGGGGACAGCGUCACCGCCACCGCUGUUGCUGAAUUUCGGUACCAGAAGGACUCUCACGUGAAGGAGAUCGGCAUCGAGUGUCCAGUAUGCUUGUCGGCUUUCGCCGACGGCGAGAAACUCCGGCAACUUAGCGAUUGUAAGCAUUCGUUUCACGCUGAUUGCAUCAACUUGUGGCUCAGCAACCACACGAAUUGCCCAAUUUGCCGCUCCAUCGUCGCCGGCGCUGGCAGAAAGCGCCCCAGUUCAUCUGCUCCGGCAAGAGAUCAUCAUGAUUUUCAUCAAGGUCUUCCUGAUGCAUCCGGUUUGGUAUGAACAUUUAAUUUCUUUUCUUGCCUUUUUUAUUUUUCAAAAUUUCUUUAAUAUAUAGAAAAUGUUGUGAGUUUUAAAGGUGUGUAGUGGAAUUUGAAAUUGGAUAUAGAGGAAAAAAAGAAAAGAAAAGGAUGAAAGUUUGUUAGGGAAAUAUAUAAAAUCACACCGUCCAAAGGUUUGUAUAUGAAUAUAAUGUCCUAAGGGAUAAAUCAUAAAUGAUAUAGUUGAUACUUGAUAGUUCAACGAAGCAAUGGUAAA